CGCAUAUGUGUCUCGUACGUAGAGACGGAUGCACGUCCGGUUGUUGUCGGCGCCGCAUGAGUCAGACAGGUCGCUUGCUGAACAAGUAACCACUUCUUGCGGGUAAAUCGUUCGAUCCAAACUUAUAAAAACUUACUGAGCAAUUUUGUUCAUUGAAAGAUCUUGGUUUGCUUCGCGCCGUGGGAUAAGAUUGGUGCAACCGCUGUUUGACAGACCGGACUCUGCGCCGAAGAAGUCAGGAGAAUGAAGAGGGAGUCGAGCCCGAAAGCCUUCGGGGGAACAACAACAAUCCUCCUUGGUGUCCUGGUGCUAAUACAGGUGACACAAGUGAGUGCAGUCGUACGGGAGUACUACGUAGCUGCUGUGGAAGAAAUAUGGAAUUACGCCCCUUCUGGCAAGGACAACAUUCCCUAUAUAUCCCCCAGCAAUGAAGCUUACUCACAAAGCAGCAUUGCAGACACCUUCCUGGAGCAAGGUCCACAAAGAAUAGGUAGCCAGUACAAGAAAAUCAUGUACCGCGAGUACACGAACGGAAGCUUCACGGUCCAGAAGCCGCGCGAGGAGUGGAUGGGGUUCCUCGGGCCGAUCCUUGCCGGCGAAAAGGGCGACACCAUUAGCGUCUUAUUCAAAAACAUGGGCCCACGAAACUUUUCUAUGCAUCCGCACGGCUUGCAGUACAAGAAAAAUAGCGAAGGUGCUUUUUACCAAGACGGCACUUCGAUCUUCGACAAGGCGGACGACACGGUGCCCCCAGGACAACAGUAUAAGUACGAGUGGCUCGUCACCGAGUCAUCGUCCCCAACCGACGACGACGAGGACUGUCUCACGUGGGUCUAUCAUUCUCACGUCAACACUCCCCGCGAUGCCAACUCGGGCCUUGUCGGCAUUCUGAUCACCUGCAAACCAGGUACAUUGGAUACACUGGCUCAGAAGUACAGAAAGCAAUAUGCAUUAUUUUUGACCGUGACUGAUGAAAAUGAAAGCUGGUUGAUUGACGAGAACAUUAAACUAUUUGCGACAAAUGCUUCAGCUGUUGAUAAAGAGGAUCCCGAUUUCAUGGAAAGCAACAAAAUGCACGGGAUAAAUGGAAGACUUUACGCGAAUCUGGAAGGACUGACAGCUUGUGUAGGGGACACAAUACUGUGGCAUCUCGUGGGUUUUGGCUCUGAAGUUGACAUUCACACCCUCAGGAUCAGCGGUCACUCAUUCUUGUCGGACAAACACAGGAUUGACUCGGUCAGCAUGAAUCCUGUUGACUUCAUGACAGCCACGAUGGAGGUAAACUCGGAAGGAAAAUGGCGCAUCAACUGCAAUGUUGACGACCACAUCAAUGCUGGAAUGGUUGCCCUGCUUGAUGUCGCCGAAUGUCCAUAUGUCGUCAGUAAACGUUUCUCCUUGGCUGAUGCCCACACAUUUCGAAACUACUACAUCGGCAUAGACAUCCUGCCCUGGAACUAUGCACCAUCAGGCAGGAACCUCUUUGAUGGUACAUCCCUUACCCAGCCCGGAAGCCCGUCUGAAAUCUAUGCCAAGAAGGACGGUGGUCACAUUGGCCUCAACUAUUACAAGGCAGUAUUCCGGGAGUACAACGACACUUCCUUUAAACACCCCAAGCAGCGUGGACCAGACGAAGUGCACCUAGGGUUACUAGGACCUGUCAUUCGAACAGAAGUAGGCGAUGUCGUUGCUGUAACCCUACAUAACAACGCAGACCGGUCUUACUCCAUCCAUCCUCACGGCGCCGUUCUUCUCAAGAUGUACGAAGGCGCCCUCUACAACGACAGCGACCCCAACAAAAAAGACGACCUGGUAAAGCCGAAGCAGAAGGUAACGACGUACUGGUUCAUCCCCGAGAACAUGGGGCCGGGGCCCGCUGAUCCCCCCUGCAUCACCCGCCUGUACACGUCAUCGUCGCUGGACGUGGUGCGGGACUCCAACGCCGGUCUGGUCGGGCCCAUCCUCAUCUGCCGCCGAGGGGCGCUGGGAAAAGACAAUAAACAGAUUCAGAUUGAUCGAGAGUAUUUCUUGAUGUUUUCUGUCUGGGACGAGAAUCUGUCUUGGUACUAUAACUUCAACAUUUUAGUUAGCGGUGUCUCUAUCGCCGAAAAUGCGGAAUCUGAGUUCCAGGAGUCCAAUCGCAUGCACGGUAUCAACGGAUAUAUUUACGGCAAUUUGCCAGGCCUGGACAUGUGCACGGGGGAUCGCGUGUCGUGGCACGUGCUUAGCACAGGCAACGAGGCUGACGUGCACAGCGUCUACUUCCACGGUCAUGACGUCACCGACUUCGACACCCGCCGCAGCGCCGUCCCCCUCCUGCCGGGGCUCACCAAGACGCUGUACAUGCACACCACCAACCCGGGUGAGUGGGCUCUCGUCUGCCGCACGAAUUCUCACUACACAGCAGGCUCCAUUGCCCUCUACAACGUCAGCGACCACUGCGGCCUGACACGCGAGUACAACAUGGGGCCCAACGACGUCUUCAACCGGCCCCGGCGAGUCUACUACAUACAGGCUGAGGAGGAGUUUUGGGAUUACGCCCCCUUCGGGGUAGAUAAUAUUACUGGGACGCCUUUCAGUAAUCCCGACUUCGACGGAUACAUCUUUACGAGGUCUGAUCCUCCAUUUUUGGGUAAACGUUACAAAAAGGUCCGCUAUCAUCAGUACACUGAUGCCACGUUCACAACCGAGAUCCUGCGAGAGGACGACGAACAGUUCAUGGGCAUCCUUGGACCAGUCAUCAAAGCAGAGUAUCUGGACAUUAUCGAAGUGCACUUUCGGAAUAACGCCUCAAGGCCGUACUCUAUUCACGCCCAGGGUCUUUUCUACAACAAAAGCUACGAAGGUUUGGCUUAUGGAAGUAACCCCCAGAUCACGUCAACCUCUCGUGGUGUGAACCCCGGCGAAACUGUGACGUAUGUGUGGUCAGUGCCCCUGGACUACGCGCCGGCCACCGGCGACCCCAACUGCAUUAUACAGGCCUACUACUCGGGUGUCGACCCUCAGAGGGACACAAACUCUGGGCUCGCCGGACCGUUGGUGAUCUGCAAGCCUGGAAUUCUUAAUUCCCGAGGAAAAAGAAAUGACGUGAGCAAGUCAGUGCCUCUGUUGUUUAGCAUCUUCAACGAAAAUAACAGCUGGUACAUCGAGGAGAACAUCAGACUGUUUGGCACUGCCGAGUCUGCCAGUAACCCUGACUUCGCAGAAAGCAAUCUUCUGCAUACUAUCAACGGCUACUUAUACGGAAACAACCCUCCAAUAACUAUUCCCCAGUACGACCUGGUUGACUGGCAGCUCAUGACCUUGGGAUCCGAACUGGAUAUCCAUGAUGUUCAUUUCCAUGGUAACGAGAUCACGGUGUAUGAGAGCGGCACACACCACCGGGAUGUAACGCAGCUGUAUCCGGGCAUCUUCCGUGACGUCACCAUGAACGCCACCAUGCCCGGGAAGUGGCUACUGCACUGCCACGUGCACGAUCACAUCAAAGCCGGCAUGGAGACCUUCUACACCGUCGUCAAGAAGAGAGUCACCAAGCCUACGACGCCCUUUAGUUUCGGUAACGUUGACGCCAACUGAGGCCGUACAGAGACAUUGUGCAGGGACAGGUUUAGCGUGUAGAUACAAAUGAUACUGAUUCAUUGGUUAAUUUGACGAUGACAACAAGGUAAUGCAGGACAAGGCCUAAUAUAAGAUAGACAUUCAAUGAAUUGAUUCAAUGUGUUGUGUCUUGGAUAUUUGUUUUUCAGACAAGAGAAAGUCAUUGGUUACCACAAUGAGAACCUUUGUUGACAUGCUCUUUAUGAGAUAAUAAAGUUCUCGUGCAUCUUUGA
This is a messenger RNA of Pomacea canaliculata, 3827 nucleotides long. RefSeq names its product hephaestin-like protein. The record is from RefSeq and is a predicted model, not a curated record. The transcript is spliced from 16 exons. Gene Ontology annotation, cellular component: plasma membrane. Gene Ontology annotation, biological process: iron ion transport. Lineage: Eukaryota; Metazoa; Mollusca; Gastropoda; Architaenioglossa; Ampullariidae. Bases 244 to 3573 code for a protein of 1109 amino acids. Gene Ontology annotation, molecular function: oxidoreductase activity; copper ion binding.